Molecule: messenger RNA, 448 nt
Organism: Sinocyclocheilus grahami
Lineage: Eukaryota; Metazoa; Chordata; Actinopteri; Cypriniformes; Cyprinidae
Product: valine--tRNA ligase, mitochondrial-like
Exons: 5
Biological process (GO): valyl-tRNA aminoacylation
Cellular component (GO): cytosol
Molecular function (GO): valine-tRNA ligase activity; aminoacyl-tRNA deacylase activity; ATP binding
Source: RefSeq, a predicted model, not a curated record
AUGUUUAAAGUGGACUCAAAGGAGCUGUCUGGCUGGACUCUUCUGUCUGUUCCCGGUUAUCAGCACAAAGUGGAGUUCGGGAUCUUGCUUACAUUUGCUUAUCCACUGGAGGGACAGGAAGGAGAGGUUGCAGUAUCAACCACGCGUCCAGAGACGAUGCUGGGAGACGUGGCCAUUGCUGUUCAUCCUGAUGACCCUCGAUAUAAAGAUCUUCACGGCAAACACUGCAGGCAUCCAUUCACUGAGCGCUUAUUACCCAUCGUCACUGACAUUAUGGUUGUUAGCACAUUUGGCACAGUGACACCAGCUCAUGACCACACUGACUUCCUGCUCUCUCAGAGACAUUCACUCCCAAGCCUCACUGUGAUUGGAGGAGAUGGGACCAUGACCUCAGACUGCGGCCAAUGGCUAGAGGUACAGAGAUUCUUUACAAUUGACCCUUUUAAAG